UUGGCACGUUCGCGGAGUCAGCCGACAGUGGGACCGUCAGCUGCUUUGAAAUCAAAGAAUCUUUCUGAAAAACCCUUGGAAUUAGCUUACAACAAAAGAAUGUCGAGACGUAGUCAGCCAGUAGCCAUGGUUGAUCCGGUGCCAGCAAGGGCACUUGAAGAGCCCGAUGAAGCCACAAUACGUCUGGCUCGAAGAAUCAGCAGUGAGGUAAUGAAGGAUCUUCGAAAGAAGUAUGGCAAUGUGGACAUAGGAUUUUUGGGUGUUUAA
Messenger RNA from Strongylus vulgaris, 267 nucleotides. The record is from the annotation of a GenBank genome assembly. NCBI's taxonomy places the organism in Eukaryota, Metazoa, Nematoda, Chromadorea, Rhabditida, Strongylidae.